AUGUCUCCGGCAUGGAUCUCUGUUCUCUGCCUCGGUGGCUACUUCCUCCUGCCUGGACCUGUGAGCUGCGAGGGCGCCGCUCCUAUUGCUAUCACAUGCUUUACAAGAGGACUUGAUAUCAGAAAGGAGCAAGCUGAUGUCCUUUGCCCAGGGGGGUGUCUUCUCCGAGAUUUCUAUGUCUUUGGGAACAUAGUCUAUGCUUCUCUUUCGAGCAUCUGUGGAGCUGCCAUUCACAGGGGGGUAAUCACCAGCUCAGGAGGGGCUGUACGGGUCUAUGGUCUACCUGGCCGGGAAAACUAUUCUUCAGUAGCUUCCAAUGGCAUCCAGUCUCAAACCCUGACCCGAUGGUCCUCAUCUUUCACAGUGGCCAAAGGCAAAAGGGGAGCUCUGGAAGCCACAGGACGGGCAGUGUCCACAGCACGUCCACCAGCAGGUAAACGACAGAAGAAGACACCUGACAAAAAGGCUGGAAACAAAGAUUGUAAGGCAGAUAUUGCUUUUCUGAUUGAUGGAAGCUUUAAUAUUGGGCAGCGCAGAUUUAACCUACAAAAGAAUUUUGUUGGAAAAGUGGCUCUCAUGUUGGGGAUUGGAACAGAAGGACCACAUGUGGGACUUGUUCAGGCCAGUGAACAUCCCAAAAUAGAAUUUUUUCUGAAGAACUUUACCUCAGCCAAAGACGUUUUGUUUGCCAUAAAAGAAGUGGGUUUCAGAGGGGGCAAUUCCAAUACAGGAAAAGCCUUAAAGCACACAGCCCAGAAAUUUUUCUCAGCAGACGGUGGAGUGAGAAAAGGCAUUCCAAAGGUGGUGGUGGUCUUCAUUGAUGGCUGGCCCUCUGACGACAUAGAGGAAGCUGGUAUCGUGGCCAGAGAAUUCGGUGUUAAUGUAUUUAUUGUUUCUGUGGCCAAACCCAUACCUGAAGAGCUGGGAAUGGUUCAAGAUGUUGGCUUUGUUGACAAGGCUGUCUGUCGGAAUAAUGGUUUCUUCUCUUACCACAUUCCAAGCUGGUUUGGUACCACCAAGUACGUGAAGCCACUGGUGCAGAAGCUCUGCACCCAUGAGCAGAUGAUGUGUAGCAAGACCUGCUACAACUCGGUGAACAUCGCUUUCCUCAUCGAUGGCUCCAGUAGUGUAGGAGACAGUAACUUCCGCCUCAUGCUUGAAUUUGUCUCCAAUAUAGCCAAGAUCUUUGAGAUCUCUGACAUUGGUGCCAAGAUUGCUGCUGUUCAGUUCACCUACGAUCAACGCAAGGAGUUCAGUUUCACCGACUAUACCACCAAGGAGAAUGUCCUGGCUGUCAUUCGGAACAUCCGCUACAUGAGUGGCGGGACAGCCACUGGGGAUGCCAUUUCUUUCACUGUGAGAAAUAUAUUUGGCCCUGUAAGGGAUGGACCCAACAAAAACUUCCUUGUAAUAGUAACGGAUGGGCAGUCCUAUGAUGAUGUCCGAGCCCCUGCAGCUGCUGCUCAUAAAGCAGGUAUCACUGUCUACUCUAUUGGUGUGGCUUGGGCACCCUUGGAUGACCUGAAAGAUAUGGCUUCGGAACCAAAGGAGACUCACGCCUUCUUCACAAGGGAGUUCUCAGGAUUAGAACAGAUAGCUACUGAUAUAAUUAGAGGCAUUUGUAGAGAUUUCUUGGAAUCACAACAGUAA
Gracilinanus agilis (Agile Gracile Mouse Opossum) is the source of this 1650-nucleotide messenger RNA. RefSeq names its product cochlin (gene COCH). The record is from RefSeq and is a predicted model, not a curated record. The transcript is spliced from 11 exons. The coding region runs from base 1 to 1650 and encodes 549 amino acids. Lineage: Eukaryota; Metazoa; Chordata; Mammalia; Didelphimorphia; Didelphidae.